This is a messenger RNA of Perkinsus marinus ATCC 50983, 941 nucleotides long. RefSeq lists its product as hypothetical. The coding region runs from base 24 to 941 and encodes 305 amino acids. Lineage: Eukaryota; Perkinsozoa; Perkinsida; Perkinsidae. The record is from RefSeq and is a predicted model, not a curated record. The transcript has 9 exons.
CUGCAGUGGUGAAGUUAUUAGCAAUGCGGCCGCCACCAAGAUCAGGUCGGGAGCUCCCUAGAUAUCUGGGCACGCCCUCUAGCCUACCAACACGGAAUGGGGAGGCAGCACCGGAGGCGAUCAGCUUGCAUAGUGGCAUGGUGGAAGAAGGAGGCUCAGAGAGGCGCCAGUCCUUCCUGCUAGCCACUCAGUCGGCGAUCACCAGAGUCAGACCACGACUUGAUGACUUUAGUUUCGGGAGUUGGACGCAAGUCAUGGAGCUUGCCAACGACUGCAUACCUCAGCGGCCUGCACAGUUGUGGGUGUCAGAAAGGCUCUUACAUGAUUCUGAGCAGUUGGCCAUCGCCAGUGCUCUCUUCAUGGGAAUUGCAUUUGCUGGGCUAAUGGUUCCAUCUGUCGAUUGGCUGGAGCGUUCGGAGCAAUACGCUAUGAUUGUCGCUCCCAUAUACGUCACUUUUAUGAGCCUUUCGGGUCUGUCCGCCCUCUGCAGCGUCACGGCCUCAUAUGCUCGUAGUCUGGCAUUUAAUAAGGUACCUUACCCUAUGCUACCCCGUUUCGUGGCCGAGCUCAAGUCCGGUGGCUAUUGGAUGUUCUUUCGCGAACCAGCCUUCUGGUUCCUCACCAGUGCUACUAGUCUCGUUUGCGGUCUGGCAUGUGGCGCGGCCCUUCUAUAUGGUCUGAAGCAUGCCCUUGUGGCUCUGGUGCUUUUUUUGUUAGUACUAUUUUGCCAGGCGUACAUUUGGAUCUGGUGGCCAAGGAUGUUGAGGUCCCAUCAGGAGGAGAUGCUCGCGGAGGUUCGAGAACGCGAAUUCGCCCGCUCCCAGAGGAGGUUCAAAACGAGCCGCAGUUCAGCUAGUACGGAUAUGGGCGCAAGGACGUUCAACAGUUAUCGUGACGAGGGUCUUAGCGGCGAAUUCGGUUCCGUGAUGGGGAUGGUUUGA